Molecule: messenger RNA, 1168 nt
Organism: Lepus europaeus (European hare)
Lineage: Eukaryota; Metazoa; Chordata; Mammalia; Lagomorpha; Leporidae
Gene: NSMCE3
Product: NSE3 homolog, SMC5-SMC6 complex component
Exons: 1
Coding region: 19-846 (275 amino acids)
Biological process (GO): negative regulation of transcription by RNA polymerase II
Cellular component (GO): nucleus
Source: RefSeq, a predicted model, not a curated record
GCCCCGUUGCCUGCAGCCAUGUUGCAGAAAGCCCGGAGCCGGGGCCGGUCCGGUUCCCAGGCCGACAGGGAUGGGGGCCGCGGCGCCGCCGAGGAGACACCGAGCACGUCCCGCGGGCCGGGCGGCUCGCAGGAGGCGCUGCGCGCGCCGCAGGUCGGGCCCAGGACGCAGAGGCAGCUGGAGCUGAAGGUGGCGGAGCUGGUGCAGUUCCUGCUGGUCAGGGACCAGAAGAAGAUCCCCGUCAAGCGCACGGACAUCGCGAAGCACGUGCUGGGGGACUACAAGGACGUGCUGCCGGACCUGCUGCGGCUGGCCGGCGAGCGGCUGCAGUACGUGUUCGGCUACAGGCUGGCGGAGCUGGAGCCCCGGAGCAACGCGUACGUCCUGGUGAACACGCUGGAGCCGGUGGAGGAGGACGCGGCGCUGCGGGGCGACCAGGGCACGCCCACCACGGGCCUGCUCAUGAUCGUGCUGGGGCUCAUCUUCAUGAAGGGCAACGCCGUGAAGGAGACGGAGGUGUGGGACUUCCUGCGGCGGCUGGGCGUGCACCCCACCAAGCGGCACGUGGUCUUCGGGGACCCCAAGAAGCUGCUCACCGAGGACUUCGUGCGGCAGCGCUACCUGGAGUACCGGCGGAUCCCGCACACGGACCCCGUGGACUACGAGUUCCAGUGGGGCCCGCGCACCAGCCUGGAGACCAGCAAGAUGAAGGUGCUCAAGUUCGUGGCCAAAGUCCACAACCAGGACCCCAAGGACUGGCCGGCGCAGUACUGCGAGGCCCUGGCGGACGAGGAGAGCCGGGCCAGGCCCCAGGCCCAGCCCGGCGGGCCGGCCGCCACCUGCUGAAGCCCGGGGGUGGGUGGGUGGGCUCGCCUCCACGGCCCUGCUGUCUGCUCCCCGGCCGCCGCCGCGAAGCAGACUUGGGGGAGCGGCGGCUUUGCCCCCACCCGCACCCCCGGUUCAGACUUUGCUGUGUUGUUGUUACUUUGUAUAAAAUCUUGCUGGCUCUGUAAGACCAGCCGGAGCGCUUCGUGCCGUGCCCUGGGACAGGUGUUUUAGAAAGAGCACGUAAGCGCAGGACCUCGGUGCCCAAAAGAUAAAAGCAGAGAAGUUAUUUUACAUCUCCUACCCAAAUUUGUAAGGAAAAUAAAGCUCUUUGCAAAGUUGA